AGAGACGGGUCUUUCCUAACAAUGUCCUCAUUUCUUGAGUUUGCAAAACCCAAAAUGCUCGAUAUCAAAAGAAAGAUCAACUUUGCGUCCGGCGAGAAGACGGAUGAGUCUGUGCAACCGCAACAGCAGACGGAGCAGUCAUCGGCUCAACAGACAACACCAUCCGCAAAAGCCGUCUCAAACCCAUUUAUCACCCCAUUGACCGAGAGUACACCUGAAUCGUGGGUGGAACUGGCACCAAGCCGUACCAGUUUGUGCAGUAGCGUCGAUAUUAAUAUGGUGAUCAUUGAUGAAAAAGAUAAGGAUUCGAGGCUGAGCCCAGUCUCAAUCGCACAAUCUCCUCACGUGGAAUUCGAGAGCUUAGAACAAGUAAAGUACAAGUUGGUUAGAGAAAUGCUUCCUCCCGGAAAGAAUACUGAUUGGAUUUGGGAUUGGAGCAGUCGGCCAGAAAAUACACCUCCAAAGACUGUCCGUAUGGUUCAAUAUGGCUCCAACCUUACCACUCCGCCAAACUCUCCCGAGCCAGAGCUCUACCAAUACUUGCCAUGCGAAUCUGAUUCGCUUUUCAACGUUCGCGUAGUCUUUGGUUUCUUAGUCACCAACAUCUUCAGCUUUGUCGUUGGAGCAGCAGUAGGAUUUGCUGUUUGCCGGAAACUAAUCAAACAUCAUCGUCAAUAAUUCCAAACAAAAAUUUUAACGUUCCACUUACCUCAUUUCACUGUACAUACAUUCCAGCAGUGCUGGAGAUUGGGCAUUUUUACCCUUUGAUUCACAAUACUACAUUCUCUGCAAAAUUCUUCCGGAGUCUUCUUGCAUCUUGUCAAAAAGAUUCGAAUAAACAAUAAUUUUGCCAUGUUUCCCUUCUCUCCAAAUUGUCAUCUUUCAAACUGUCUCCUGAAUAUUCCUAAUACUCAAAACAUUCCUACUACAGUUUUGAAUUCAACACAUCUAAUCGCGAUUUGCUCUCACGAUUAGGUAAUUUUAAAUUAAUUAUGUACAUAAUAUAGCUUUAUACACUGAAUGUAAUUACGACUUUUUCUUUGCUGUUACCUGGGCAUUUUGAUUCUGAAACUUGCUUUUCCAUGUUUUUCUGUCAUCACAAAUUGUAAAUAUUUCUAAAAUACUGUUACAAAACCACGCAUUUUAAUAAAAUGUAAAUAUAUUUUUGUUUAGUUAUGAUUAAAUUUAUUAUGCUGGAAU
Molecule: messenger RNA, 1200 nt
Organism: Caenorhabditis elegans
Lineage: Eukaryota; Metazoa; Nematoda; Chromadorea; Rhabditida; Rhabditidae
Gene: dct-1
Product: NIP3 homolog
Exons: 4
Coding region: 22-678 (218 amino acids)
Biological process (GO): positive regulation of apoptotic process
Cellular component (GO): mitochondrial envelope; mitochondrion; membrane
Molecular function (GO): identical protein binding
Source: RefSeq, marked reviewed